Messenger RNA from Osmia lignaria (orchard mason bee), 1232 nucleotides. Its product is annotated as methylenetetrahydrofolate reductase (NADPH). Gene Ontology annotation, biological process: tetrahydrofolate interconversion. Gene Ontology annotation, molecular function: FAD binding; methylenetetrahydrofolate reductase [NAD(P)H] activity. Gene Ontology annotation, cellular component: cytosol. NCBI's taxonomy places the organism in Eukaryota, Metazoa, Arthropoda, Insecta, Hymenoptera, Megachilidae. The record is from RefSeq and is a predicted model, not a curated record.
AUUUCUAAUGAUGUAAUACAAGUGUAAAAAGUAUAUUUUGAUAGUGGAAUAUUAUAUGUUUAUUAAAAAAGGAAUAUUUUUGGAAACUAUAAUAUUAUGUUGAAUUAGUCAAGUAUUUCACAUAUUGCGCAAUCAGAUAACGAGAAUCUUAUAUAGUUCGAGAGAAUGAGGAAAAAAUGUAUAGUUGUUAAACGUGCUUUCUGCAGCUACAUGAUGAGAAAAUCUAAUUUGAAGAAUGGAAUACACCAAAAAUUUGCCAAUAAUAAUGAAAGCGAUAAUGUUGCAAAUUAUUUCGGACUCCGAAACACUGGCCACGAAGCCAUUGAUUUAAGGAAAAAAUUAAAAUCUUUAAUCGACACAAAUACUGUUUUUUGUAGUUUUGAAUUAUUAUCUUUAAAAAAUGAUGAUUUUUACCAAAGUUUCUUUACAGAAAUGAAUAAAUAUCAUCCUCUUUUUUAUGCAUUGACAUCACAUACAAAGAAUAAGACCAAACAUUAUGAGUUUUUAAAAUUAACUGAUACAUUUCCAAAUAAUGUGCUUCUCCACCUUAUUGCGAAUAAUUUAACUCGGACAGAUGCAAAAAGUAUUCUAGAGGAAGCUCUGAAAUGUGGUAUACGCAAUGUUUUUGCGUUGCGAGGAGACUCCAUAACUGCAAGCAGUGAUUUUCCACAUGCCGUUGACUUAGUGCGUUUUAUAAAAAGUCAGUUUGGCGAUACAUUUUGUAUAUGUGUUGCCGGUUAUCCGGAAAUUCAUCCAGAGUCCCCAUCUAAAGAACUGGAUUUGUUUUAUUUAAAAGAAAAAGUUAACGCGGGGGCUGAUUUUAUAAUAACUCAGAUUUGCUUUGAAGCAAACAUUUUUAUUAAGUUCGCUAAUGAUUGUAAAGAAGUUGGAAUCAACGUCCCGAUUAUUCCCGGAAUUUAUCCGAUUCAUAACUAUUCGUGCCUUGAAAAAAUAGCAAAUGUUUGUAAUAUUAAAAUACCACAGAAUAUUUUAGAUUCUUUACAAUCUAUAAAAGAUGAUGACAAUAAAGUACGCAAUUAUGGAAUAGGAUUAUCAACAAACAUUAUUGAAGACAUCAUUGCAAGUGGAACUACUUGUGGUUUUCAUUUAUUUACAUUAAACAGAACAUCAUUGAUAUCGGAAAUAUGUAACGAGUUGGAUAUUUUUCAUUGACUGUCCUAGGAUAGAGGAGAUUUAAUUAAUAAACGAACAAAUAACAUUUGUAGUAAAAA